Callithrix jacchus (white-tufted-ear marmoset) is the source of this 1864-nucleotide messenger RNA. NCBI's taxonomy places the organism in Eukaryota, Metazoa, Chordata, Mammalia, Primates, Cebidae. The record is from RefSeq and is a predicted model, not a curated record.
UACGCAGAACAAGACGAAUCAAAAUCACCUUAAGUUGAAAAUUUAGAUGAGCACGUUGUUGAAGGACUUAGAAAUACAAAAGAAAACCUGAUUUGAUGGCGGAAGAUGAACCUUCAGGGGCCCUCUCAAAGCCACUGGUUUUUCGAGUUGAUGAGACCACCCCGGGCGUGGUGCAAAGCGUCCUCCUGGAGCGAGGGCGGAAUCAGUUCGAUGAGCAGGAGCAGAACGUGGAGGACUGGAACCUGUACUGGAGGACGUCCUCUUUCCGAAUGAGCGAACACAGCAGCGUUAAACCGUGGCAGCAGCUCAACCACCACCCCGGAACAACCAAGCUCACCAGGAAAGACUCUCUGGCCAAACACCUGAAGCACAUGGGGAGGAUGUACGGCACUUCCCUGUACCAGUUCACACCCCCGACGUUCGUCAUGCCCGCCGACUACACCAGGUUCGUGGCUGAAUACUUUCAGGAGAGGCAGACAGCAGGCGCCAAGCACAGCUACUGGAUUUGCAAGCCUGCCGAGUCGUCUCGUGGGAGGGGGAUCCUCAUUUUCCGUGACUUUAAAGACUUCAUCUUUGACGAUGCGUACAUAGUGCAGAAAUACAUCUCCAACCCUUUACUUAUUGGCGGAUAUAAAAGUGAUCUCCGCAUCUAUGUUUGUGUCACCGGCUUUAAGCCUCUGACCAUCUACGUUUAUCAGGAAGGGCUGGUUCGGUUCGCCACAGAAAAGUUCGACCUCGGUAACCUGCAAGACGAUUACGCCCAUUUGACCAACAGCAGCAUCAAUAAAUCCGGGGUCUCCUAUGGGAAGAUCAAAGAAGGGGUUGGUCACGGUUGUAAGUGGACCCUCAGCAGAUUUUUCUCCUACCUUCGUAGCUGGGAUGUGGACGAUCUGCUUUUGUGGCAGAAAAUCCAGCGCGUGGUUAUUCUCACCAUUCUCGCCAUUGCACCAUCCGUCCCCUUUGCUGCCAAUUGCUUUGAGCUCUUUGGGUUUGAUAUUUUGAUUGAUGAGAACUUGAAACCAUGGCUUUUAGAGGUCAACUAUAGCCCAGCGUUGACCUUGGAUUGUUCAACAGAUGUGUUGGUGAAGAGAAAACUUAUCCACGAUAUUAUUGACCUGAUUUACCUACAUGGGCUAAGAAAUGAGGGGAGAGAAGGCAGUAAGGCCACACAUGGCAAUUCCAACAUCCAUGCCACAAAGAGGGACAGAGGCGGGCUUGAUGCUCACGACUGUCUUCCUUAUGAGUCCCUCUCGUUCACAGGCAGAACUUACAAUGAGGAUGACUCCGUGGUGGAGGCAGCUGUGAGCCUGUGUCCUGAAGCUGCACCCGCCUCCCAGCUGGAAGGGGAGGUGAGUGGGCAGGAGGAUUUUCAUCUGUCCACGAGGGAGACGCCACAAAGCAAGCCCAAGUUACGGAGGAGGCACACACCGCACAAGACACGCAUGCCCUACGGGUCCCUCGUGCAGUCGCACUCCGGCAAGACCAAGACCUCCCCUCCUGUCCUCUCAGACCACGGCUCAGCCCCAGACACCCGAGCAGGCAACUUCGUUCUUGUUUUUCCUUUCAAUGAAGCUACCCUUGGAGCUUCCAGGAAUGGACUAAAUGUCAAAAGAAUAAUCCGAGAGCUCCAGAAACUCAUGAAUAAGCGACAUUCCCAAGUGGUGAGAAAUAAAACCAGGACAAGCAACAUGGAUUUUUAAAAACCAAGGAUUCGUAUCCUUGAGAAAGCGAUAGUUCAAGUCCCUCACCCGUGCCAUCGGCAUGUGAACUCUGUCACUGGGACUGAAGAUGUGGCCGUAUAUGAAAAUAUACCAGCUCUGACAAGGCACAGCACGUUCCGGUGGUGAUGAAACUACAUUACGUC